AUGUCUCUCAAAUCUGUUGUCUACUGUGAUGUAUGCACUUACCCCCUAGAUUACUGUGAGUUUUCCGGGAAGUUGAAGCGUUGUAAGGUCUGGGUGCAAGAAAAGCAUCCAAGUCUGUAUUCCAAAUAUUACGACGAUGCAGCGGUCGAAGAAACAACCAGCAAGCUGGCCGCCAGCUCCAUUGGCGACGAACGUGAAGAAAAACUGGAAAAGGACCUCAAGAGACUGCAGUCCAAACAAGAAAACCGCGAACAACGAGAAUUGGCGAAAAAGCUUUCGUCCAAAGUGAUCAUUAGAAGAGAAGCCCGUACUAAACGGAAAAGUAUGGUAGCCAUUAGUGGGCUUGAGGUGUUUGAAAUCGAUAUGAAGAAGUUGGCCAAGACGUUUGCAUCGAAAUUCGCUACGGGCUGCUCAGUUUCCAAGAACGCCGAGAAAAAGGAAGAAAUUGUCAUCCAAGGUGAUCUGGCAGACGAAGUCGAGGCCUACAUCCACAAAUUGCUGGAGGAAAAGGGAAUGAAAGACGUUAAAGUCGAGAAGAUUGACACGAAAAAGAAGAAGAAACCUACCACAAAUGCUGAUGGGACUCCGGCAGAGGAGUGA
Messenger RNA from Lachancea lanzarotensis, 600 nucleotides. It is a transcript of the gene TMA22, whose product is annotated as LALA0S06e00914g1_1. Gene Ontology annotation, biological process: formation of translation preinitiation complex; translation reinitiation. NCBI's taxonomy places the organism in Eukaryota, Fungi, Ascomycota, Saccharomycetes, Saccharomycetales, Saccharomycetaceae. Bases 1 to 600 code for a protein of 199 amino acids. The transcript has a single exon. The record is from RefSeq and is a predicted model, not a curated record. Gene Ontology annotation, molecular function: translation initiation factor activity; mRNA binding.